Messenger RNA from Propithecus coquereli (Coquerel's sifaka), 5538 nucleotides. It is a transcript of the gene CD44, whose product is annotated as CD44 molecule (Indian blood group). Gene Ontology annotation, cellular component: macrophage migration inhibitory factor receptor complex; basolateral plasma membrane; plasma membrane. Lineage: Eukaryota; Metazoa; Chordata; Mammalia; Primates; Indriidae. Gene Ontology annotation, biological process: cell adhesion; positive regulation of ERK1 and ERK2 cascade; inflammatory response. Gene Ontology annotation, molecular function: cytokine receptor activity; hyaluronic acid binding. The record is from RefSeq and is a predicted model, not a curated record. The transcript has 18 exons. The coding region runs from base 217 to 2457 and encodes 746 amino acids.
AGUCACAGCCCCCUCGCUUGGGUGUGUCCUUAGCUCGCUCCCUCCCUCCGUCUUAGGUCACUCUUUCAACCCUCGAAUAAAAACUGCAGCCAACUUCCGAGGCGGCCUCAUUGCCCAGCGGACCCCAGCCUCCGACAGGUUCGGUCCGCCGGCCCCCGCCCCGCGCCCCGGGACCCUCCUCCGCGCUCGCUCGCUCUCUCGGUUCGCCCCGACGCCAUGGACACGUUUUGGUGGCGCGCAGCCUGGGGCCUCUGCCUCGUGCAGCUGAGCCUGGCGCAGAUCGAUUUAAAUAUCACCUGCCGCUACUCAGGUGUAUUCCAUGUGGAGAAAAAUGGUCGCUACAGCAUCUCUAGGACAGAGGCAGCUGACCUCUGCAAUGCUUUCAACAGCACGCUGCCCACCAUGGAACAGAUGAUGCAAGCCCUGAGCAUUGGCUUUGAGACCUGCAGGUACGGUUUUAUAGAAGAGCACGUGGUGAUCCCCCGGAUCCACCCCAACUCCAUCUGUGCAGCCAACAACACCGGGGUGUACAUCCUCACUUCCGAAAACUCCCAGUAUGACACGUAUUGCUACAACGCUUCAGCUCCGGAGGGAGAAGAAGAUUGUACGUCAGUCACGGACCUGCCCAAUGCCUUUGAUGGACCAAUUAGCAUAACUAUUGUUAACCGUGAUGGCACUCGCUACACCAAGAAGGGGGAAUACAGAACAAACCCUGAGGACAUCAACCCCAGCAACCCUGCUGAGGACGAUAUGAGCAGUGGAUCCCCUGGUGAAAGGAGCACAUCAGGAGGUUACAGCAUCUUCCACACCCACCUUCCAACUGCAUACCCGACCCCAGACCAAGAUGGUUCCUCAAUCUUUGACAACACAGAGAGUACCGCUGCUACCACUUUGAUGAGCUCUAGUGCUACAACUCCCGAAACAGCAACCAAGAGGCAAGAAGCCCAGGACUGGUUUCCAUGGUGGUUUCAACCAUCAGAGUCCAAGAAUCAUCUUCACACAACACCACAAACGGCUGGUACGGAUUCAAAUACCAUCUCAGCAGGCUGGGAGCCAAAUGAAGAAAAUGAAGAUGAAAGAGACAAACACGUCAGUUUUUCUGGAUCAGGCAUUGAUGAUGAUGAAGAUUUUAUCUCCAGUACCAUUUCAACCACACCACGGGUUUUUGACCACACAAAACAGAACCAGGAUUGGACCCAGUGGAACCCAAGCCAUUCAAAUCCAGAAGUACUACUUCAGACAACCACAAGGAUGACUGCAGAUGUAGACAGGAGUGGCACCAAUGCUCAUGGAGAAAACUGGACCCAGGAACCACACCCUCCUCUCGUUCACCGUGAGCACCACGAUGAAGAGGAGACACCGCAUUCUGCAAGCACAAUCCAGGCAACUCCUAGUAGUACAACUGAAGAAACGGCCACCCAGAAAGAACAGUGGUUUGGCAACGGAUGGCAUGGGGAGUAUCCCCAAACGCCAAAAGAAGACUCUCAUUCAGCAGCAGGGACAGCUGCCUCAACCUCCACCAACCAUCCAAGUCAAAGAAUGACAACACAGAGCCAACAGGACAGCUCCUGGACUGAUUUCCUCGACCCAAUCACACAUCCAAUGGGACACGGUCAUCAAACAGAAAGAAGGAAGGAUACGGACUCCAUUCAUAGUACAAUGCCUCAACCUACUGCAGAUCCAAACGCAGGUUUGGUGGAAGACCUGGACAGGACAGGACCUCUUUCAAUGACAACGCAGCAGAGUCAUUCUCAGAGCUUCUCUACAUCACAUGGAGGCUUGGAAGAAGACAAAGACCAUCCAACAACUUCUUCUCCAACAUCAAGCAACAGGAAUCAUGUCAGAGGUGGAAGAAGAGGUCAAAAUCCUUCUGAAGGCUCAACUACUUUACCGGAAGGUUAUACACCUCAUUAUCCAGACACAAAGGAAAGCAGCACCCUCAUCCCUGUGACCCCUGCUAAGACUGGGUCCUUUGGAGUUACUGAAGUUACUGUUGUUGGAGAUUCCAACUCUAAACUUGAUCACGCCUUCUCAGGAGACCAAGACCCGUCCAUGGACUCUGGCUGGGGCGGCCGUACCACUCACGGAUCUGAAUCAGCUGGACACUCAAGUGGGAGUCAAGAAGGCGGGGCAAACACAACCUCAGGUCCUGUGAGGAGACCCCAAAUUCCAGAAUGGCUGAUCAUCUUGGCAUCCCUGUUGGCCUUGGCUUUGAUCCUUGCAGUUUGCAUUGCUGUCAACAGUCGAAGAAGGUGCGGACAGAAGAAAAAGCUGGUUAUCAACAAUGGCAAUGGAGCUGUGGAGGACAGAAAGCCGAGUGGACUCAACGGAGAAGCCAGCAAGUCUCAGGAAAUGGUGCAUUUGGUGAACAAGGAGCCAUCGGAGACCCCAGACCAGUUUAUGACAGCCGAUGAGACGCGGAACCUGCAGAAUGUGGACAUGAAGAUUGGGGUGUAACGCUGACACCGUUAUCUUGAAAAGAAACAACAGUUGGAGACAUGACUAUGUUACAGGGAACUGGGACAUUUAAUGGAUGCAAUGUGCUACUGAUUGUUUCAUUGGGAAUCUUUUUUUAGCAUAAAAUUUUCCAUUCCUUUUUGUUUUUUGUGUUUUGUUUUUUAAAGUCAGGUCCAAUUUAUAAAAACAGCAUUGCUUUCUGAAAUGAGGGCCCAGUUAAUAAUCAGUGACUGUUCCAGUUCCCGCCUAGAGGCCUUUCCUCCCCUGGGUGUGCUAAGGAUGGCUUCUAACAAAAGCUACGAAUACAUAUUCCUGAUCCCCAGCCUUCCCCAGCCCUACUCCCAGGUAACAGCCAUCAACUAAGGACAUUCCCCAGGGCUAAGAGGGAUUGGUUCCUGGGAGGAAAUUUGAUUGUGUCCUUUUUGCCCCCUCAGCAGCCCAAUCCUCGGGCAUUGCUUCCCUGUGGGUUUGGGGAUUGGGGUGUACCGGUUAUACAUCCCCUUCUACAGACCUCCUAGAAAUUUUUCAGAUGCUUCUGGGAGACACCCAAAGGGUGAAGCUAUUUAUCUGUAGUAAGCUAUUUAUCUGUGUUUUUGAGAUAUUAACCCUGGAGGUCCUUUGAUCAGUUUGAUUUUUUAAAGUUAUUUUGUCAGAGGCAUAAAGGGGUUCAAACUGAGUCAUAAUAAACAUCUGUACUUCUUCCAUCUUAACCUUUUGUGCUGUGAUCCUUCAGUUUCUAAACCAGCAAGAUCUGGGUCCCUAGAGCUCACCAGGAAGAUCUGAGAAUGGGAGGAAGACUCCUUAAAGUCUUCAUCUCUGAGCCCCUCAGCCCCCACUCAGACCCACUCAGCCAAAUCUCAUAGGAAAUCAAGGAAGACAGCACUGUUUGAUUUCUGAGCUGUCCAAAGUCGUUCUGUCCUGUCCUGGAGUCAGAAUUGUGAGCAGAGGAGCUUCAGCCACUUUUGUGGUUUAACAACCACCUUUUCUCUCUCGUGAAGAGCUUUGAAUAGCCACAUUAAGUUUGCAUGACCUGUCAUUUGUGGGGUCCCAUUUCAUAGACGCUAACCCUAUUAGUGAUUUCCAUAAAUGAUACAGAAGUGCCUUUUGACAUCUGAUAAUAAAAGGAAAAGCCAAUAGAAAUGAAAAAGUAUGGUCAGUGGCCAACUGAUUGGAUGGCUUGUGGCAGAGGAGGAUGAAUAUAGCUCUUGUUGGAGUAUUGUUAUGGCUGCAGGUGUAUGCACUUUAACAAGCUUCUGUCUGUCCCUGAGGUAGUUGCUAUUCAGGAUGAGUUAAGUGCCUGGGAAGUCCCUCAAAGGUUACAGGGCUUCCCACCAUUGGAAUCUUAUCACCAGAUAGGCAAGCUUAGGACCAAAUAAGUGAAUAAUAGCUUUAUCCUCUGACCUCAUGUUUUCCCCCACUUGGCCAUUCUUUGUGGCAUUAUUCAUUAGUCAGGAUGUCCCAUUGGUCCUGGAACUUCCAAAGGCCACUUGCAAUAGAAAUCAUUGACUCUAUUAAAGUAAGGGUUCCUCUAAAGUGGGACCCCCUUUCUUAGGCUCCCAUAAAGGGUCACUUGUUACCCAAACUUACAGACUUACAGGCAAUGUUUCUCAGACCACAAAGCAAAAAGAAGAAGAAGAAAAGCUCCAACCUAAAACAGGGCUGGGUUUAUACAAAGAGUUAAUCUGAAGGGUAUCUUUAAAGCAGAGAUGCCGACUUUCUGCACUGAUUCCCAACCUCUGCUCUUCCACAUCUAUCCUCUCUCCUCCCUCCCUCCACCCCUGCCCCAUGAUCUUGAAAAACCUCCUUGCUCUUCCUCUGUGAAUAUCAUUGGCCAGUUCCAUAUUCAGCUGUCCAGCUUUCUUUAUAUUUUCUUUUCAAGUUGAAAGAAGAAGACAUUAGACCACUCUCUGUUGUUACUGCCACUAGUGUUAACUGCCCCUUAUUUUCCCAGAGCUUUCUUAGGUCUGCCACAGACCCAAACAGGCUCACUCAGGCUCUUUAACCCAAAUGCAACAAGCCGCUCGGAGACCAGAGUCAAGAGGGCUGUGCCAGGUUCUACCUGUUCCCCAGAUUUUGCUUGGGGCCAUGGAUAGUCACACAAGUUUCACAGCUAGGGAUGGUUUUCCACCCAUUCUAGACAUGCCCAACAAAUAGGCUAGAAUAGGAGAUUGUUUUCAACUUUAUUUUGGAAUAAAAUAUCAUCUUUCCUUUUAUUAUUAUUGUAGUCUCCCACUUGGCUAUACCUCUGUGUUCUCAAGAUAGAAAUAAGGGAGGUCUAGAGCUUCCCUUCUGUGGCCACCAUGAGUGGAGAGCUGUCCAAGUCUUUGUUAUAACCCUGAAAUAUUGCCUGAAGUUCAUGGACUAGAAUGCCUUCUCACCCCCUUGGCAUAAUGGCCAUAACUUUGGAAGCACAACUUGACUACAUUCCUACCAGUGAUUUGCCAGGUGACCUGGGCUAAUACAUUAAACUGGGUCUUAUCGAUAAAAGUAAGGGGCCAGAAUUUAAUUAUUUUGCAAAGCAACCUGGGAGCUUAAGAUGUAGUUUUUCCUGCAAUUGUAAAUCUUUUAUGUCUCCUGAGGGCUUCUCUUAAAUUUAGCUCUGAAUAAAAAAUCAAAUGAGGCAAAAGACACCUUCAAAUGCGUAUUUCCAGUCUAGCAGAAUGGAUUUUUCCAGCAGAACCCUUCAAAAAGUUUUCCAUGGAGGUCCAUAACACCAAGAAUUGAUUUUAUAGCCAACAUUCUACAGCAGAGGAGUAGAAGGAAGGAAACAUUCUACUUCUCUGGAAAAGUAAAAUAUACUUAAGGACAAGAAUAACAUGGUCCAUUCACCUUUCUGUCACAGAUAUGUCUUUUUGCAAAUCAUUUGUGUUAAAUUUUUAAAGAAUAGCUCAUUGUUCAUGCAUGUACUGUACAAUGACCAUUGUUAUUGCUACUUCGAUUUUUCAGAGCACACCCUUCUUAUGGUUUUUGUAUAUUUAUUGAUGGACCAAUAAUAAUUAGGAAAGCAUGAUAUGUAUGUUGCUCAGUUGAAAGCACUUAUUGGAAAAUAUUAAAAGGCUGACAUUAAAAGACUAAAGAAAA